This is a messenger RNA of Notechis scutatus (mainland tiger snake), 5974 nucleotides long. It is a transcript of the gene AUTS2, whose product is annotated as activator of transcription and developmental regulator AUTS2. The record is from RefSeq and is a predicted model, not a curated record. Lineage: Eukaryota; Metazoa; Chordata; Lepidosauria; Squamata; Elapidae.
CGGAUGCCAGCUCAGAAAAGUUGUUCAAUACAGUCACAAACAAAGAUACAGACUUAGGAGUUGUUACGCUAACAGAAAAUGAAGAUCAAGAGGCCAGGUCUUUGGCUCUCCCCAAAAUAUCAGGAUUAGAACGGAGCCAAGAGAAGAGUCAGGACGGUGGAAAAGAGCCAUCGCUUGACCCUGUUGUGCCUCAGGAUCUUUGUCCUCAAGUUUCUCAGCCUUUGGUCCCACCUCGUUUGGAGCCACCAACGGAGGCACGUUCUCCAGAGCCUGCUGCUGUCCACCCUGCUCGCUCCUCCUAUUCGGAAGCCCCAGAGAAGCAACCAGCUUCGGAAGAGGCCCAGUUUCCCACCGUUCCUCCUUCCCAAAUACAACAUCCGCCGAGACCUCCCUCUCCUGGGCAGCCGGCCCAUCCAAACCUACCACCUUCUCAGCUGCGUCCUCCCUCCCGUAGCCUUGCACAACAGUUGUCGACUUACAACAGCAGCAGUUUAAGCCUCAACAGCUUGAGCAGCAGCAGAAGCAGCACCCCAGCCAAAAGUCAACCCCCUCCUCCCCCUCCGCCUCCUCCCCCCAUAGCUCAUCAUCCCUCGGCAUCCCCCUUCCCUCUCUCUUUACCCAAUCACAGCCCCCUUCAUAACUUCACACCUGCCCUCCAGCCUUCUAAUCACACCCAUCACCCCAAUAUGUUUGCCCCUCCCACGGCAUUGCCUCCUCCUCCUCCUCUGACAUCGGGGACAUUACAAGUUCCAGCUCAUCCCGCUGGCACUGCUUACUCAGAGCAAGAUCUUCUCCGCCAGGAGCUGAACACUCGGUUUCUGGCUUCCCAGAGCGCCGAUCGUGGCGCCUCUCUGGGCCCACCACCCUACCUGAGGACCGAGUUCCACCAACACCAGCACCAACACCAGCACACACACCAACACACGCACCAGCACACCUUCACGCCUUUUCCUCACGCCAUCCCUCCAACAGCCAUCAUGCCAACGCCAGCACCUCCCAUGUUAUUCCACUCUUAUCCUCCUGCUGUGUCUGGGAUCCCUCCUAUGAUACCUCCAACUGGUCCUUUCGGCUCACUGCAAGGAGCGUUUCAACCCAAGACUUCAAAUCCUAUUGAUGUUGCGACAAGACCUGGAGCUCUUCCACAUACUCUUCUUCAGAAGGAUCCCAGGUUGACAGAUCCAUUCAGGCCCAUGUUGAGGAAACCAGGCAAAUGGUGUGCUAUGCAUGUUCAUAUUGCUUGGCAGAUAUACCACCAUCAACAGAAAGUCAAGAAACAGAUGCAGUCGGAUCCCCACAAACUGGAUUUUGGUUUGAAACCUGAAUUUCUGAGCAGACCUCCAGGUCCCAGUCUUUUUGGGGCCAUCCAUCAUCCUCACGACUUAGCCCGGCCAUCAACUCUUUUCUCGGCAACCAGUGCCGCCCAUCCUGCCGGUCCUACAUUUGGCCCUCCCCCGCACCACAGCAACUUUCUCAACCCUGCAGCCCAUUUAGAGACUUUUAAUCGGCCCACGACGUUCACCAGCCUUGCAGCCAUGAGCAGCAAUGCCUUCGGGGGACUUGGCAACCAUGCCGUUACACCCAAUGCUAUGUUUGGCCACAAGGAUUGUCCCGGCAUGCAAAGCUAUAGUAACCCACACGAGCCUUGGAAUCGUCUGCACCGAACGCCUCCUUCGUUUCCAACUCCACCGCCCUGGCUGAAGCCAGGUGAGCAGGAACGCAGCGCGUCCGCUGCAGCUCAUGAACGAGACAGAGAUGUAGAUAAAGGAGAUGCUUCUCUUAGUAAAGAUGACAAAGAAAGGGAGACUGUUGAGAAAAGACACUCAAGCCACCCUUCACCAGCAUCUAUCCAUUCUGUGAGUUCCCUUGGACACAGCCGCAGCUCAGUUGAACAGAUGAGGAGCCACCUGAACUCAGAAGCUCGUGAAAAAGAGAAGUCCAAAGAGCGGGAGAGGGAUCAUCCAGAACCACGGAAGGAAAUCAGUGCCGAUGAGCCACACAAGGCAAAGGACAACUACAUUUCAGACAAGGAAAGCGUGAGCCACGAUAGCAGAUCGUUGGAAGAAUCUAAGCAAGCAUCUCAGGUGCCUUCACCCUUCACCAGGACACCUGUAGCAGAAAGCACCAGACCGAACAGCAACUCGAGUCGGGAUGCUGAGAAGAAGAGUGAACCUACCUAUGAGAACCUGAAAAAAUCGAGCGAGGUCAAAGUGAAAGAGGAGAGGAAGGAAGAUCACGACAUUUCUCCGGAAACACCACAAACACACCGGCCUUCUGAGCAGCCACCAUCCAUGCCCACAUCCAGUGUCCAUCCAGGCUCUUUAGCAUCCAUGCCCAUGACGGUGGGCGUCACUGGCAUCCACCCCAUGAACGCCAUCAGCGGUCUAGAUAGGACUCGCAUGAUGACCCCUUUCAUGGGCAUUAGCCCAAUCCCGGGGGCCGAACGCUUCCCAUACCCUUCAUUCCACUGGGACCCCAUGAGAGAUCCCUUGAGGGAUCCCUACAGAGAUUUAGACAUCCACCGGAGAGACCCUUUGGGCAGGGAGUUUCUCCUGAGGAACGAUCCGCUGCACCGCCUCUCCACACCCAGGCUUUACGAGGCAGAGAGAUCUUUCAGGGACCGAGAGCCACAUGACUAUAAUAAUCAUCACCACCACCCUCUUUCGGUCGACCCGCGCCGUGAGCACGAAAGAGGAGCGCACCUGGACGAGAGGGAAAGGUUGCACAUGCUCCGAGAGGACUAUGAGCACGUACGGCUUCACUCUGUGCACCCGGUGGCGCUGGAUGGUCAUUUGGCUCAUCCAAGUCUCCUUACUCCAGGACUUCCUAGUAUGCAUUACCCUCGGGUCAGCCCCCCGUCAGGACUUCAGAAUGGCAUCCUCAAUAAAACUCCUCCCACAGCGGCCCUGAGUGCUCCUCCCCCUCUCAUUUCCACCCUCGGACCUCGGCCUGGUUCUCCCCGAAGGACUACCCCUUUGUCGACAGAAAUGAGGGACAGGCCGCCUUCACACACUCUUAAGGACAUCGAAGCGCGAUAAGUAAUGGCUGAACAUACAUCCAAGUGAGAGAACAAUUAGACAAACAGAUCUUCUUACUCAAUAAAUGUAGACUUUGGUAAUGACCCAGCUGUAUAAGAUGUACACACCCAGAUGUACUAAGGUUUUUCUUUUCUUUCUUGGUUUGUUUUUUCCAAAAAAAUAAUAAUAAUGGUUGGGUUGUGUGUUAUAUGUUGAAAAAAAAAGUUUUCAGAACCUUUUAGACAAAAGUUGGCACAUUUUCUACGUAAAUGCUCUUUCUUACUGUUCCUAACAGAACAAGAUGUAAGGCAGUAUUUCAUCUCCCCCUCAAAGUCGUCCCUCUUUUCACCUUUCUGUCUCUCUCUCUCUCUCUCUCUUCAUUCUCUCCAAGUUGAAAUGAAGAAAAAGUCGAAUCCCUUUAUUUUACUUUAUUUUUUUCUACCCUGUAAGAGAGUUGUUGAAAAUAACAUUAUUUCGUGGGUUAGUGGGUCAUAUAUGCAACAUGGGUGAGACGAAAGCUUUACUUUGUAAAUAUGUACAUAGGGAAAAAAAAGAAUAAGUAACAUAAUGCAUUACUACUUCUUAAACUGUGCUCUUUGCAGACUUUAAUUGUGUGAAAGACCGCAGACCUGCGGUACAUCUAAUGUCAUAAGACAGCUAAACCCCUUCAGCUAUGCAAUUAAUUUUUGAGGUUUUUCACAAAAGCCUCUUUAACUCAAAGGCGCCUUGUCAACACACACAACCACACAUAAAGUCAUACUUUCCCUGAACAAACUCACAUAUCCCUGAAACCUUUUGGAUGAAGAAAUAAGUCAUCUUCAUCUUCAACAAAUUAGAGCUUGGAUUGCUCCUAUUGUUCGUUUUUCCUACCUAUUUUUUUUUUUAAAAAAAACCCUUUUGCUAGCUAGUGUUGUUUCUUUUUCAUUAUUUAAUUUGAAAAAAAUGUUGUACAAUGUUAGAUUACAUCCAGCCUCUUCAUUGCUGUUCCUGGGUCACUGUGAAUCAAACUUUAAAACUUAGAAGUAGACCAUUUUUUCUGAAAGCCAUUUAGGGGAGCCAAACAAACUCUGAAUUUAACUCCCAAGAAUCCAGCCAGCAUUAUUGCCUGGACUGUCCUUCUCUUUAGGUCUUAUAAAGUGUGAGGAAUGGGUAAGAGAAGGGGACUCACAAUUUGCUCCCCCACUUCCAGGUUUUCAGCCAAAUUACAACUUUGAAUUAAGAACUAUGGAAAUUAUGAAAUAAAUGAGAAAUUACUGUGUUAAUUUCAAUUUUAUCAAAUGAAGCUAAUUGUCCUGACUUUGUCUAUUUGGUCAUCCUUGUUUCAUGCAACAUAUAAAGUAUAAACCAGGGAUCUCCAAAGUUGGCAACUUUAAGACUUGUGGACUUCAACUCCCAGAAUUCCCCAGACAGCAUGACUGGCUGUGGAAUUCUGGGAGUUAAAGUCCACAAGUCUAAAGUUGACUGGCUGAGGAAUUCCGGGAGUUAAACUCCCCAAGUUGCCAACUUUGGAGACCCCUAUUAUAAACAAUGAUUUCUCUAAGUGACAAAACGAGCGUCAUGAAACAAGACUGACACUUAUAUAGGCUAAUCUGCCCAGGGGGGGUCAGAAAAGGCAAGAUGGUAGUCACAACAUGACCAAUGCCCAGCUUAUUUUUAAAAAACUUUUGCUUUAUGAAGCAAAAGUUAUGAAAUGCCUGUAAAAAUAGGCCGGACUUUGAUCAUGCAGUCACAGCUGCCAUUUGACUUCCUAACCUCUCUCCCAGAUGCCCCCAUAGUUACAUGCUUAUACCAGAUUUUGAGGUCAGAGUAGUUAAAGCCCAAUAACAAUAUUUGUACAAGAUCCUAAACGUGGUUCAUAAUCACCUUGGUUAAUUUAGUUUUGUGGUUUAUGAAAAUCCAGUCCAUAUGGUGAGUUUAUAGACUCAAAAACAAAACCUCCAGAUUCUUGCACCUAAUUCUCUCAUUAAGGUUGGGCAAGCAAGGAAGUGUUACAUAGAGAUGAAUGAUAGGGUUUGUAGUCCAAAAUCUGGUGGGUAAAAUGAUGGAUCUUGGGCGUUGCCUUAGUGGUUCUAGCCACCUCCAAAACUCAGCAAACAAAGGGCACCUGAUGCUUCAAGACUAUUUGCAGUAAUAUCUUCUCUUAUUUUGGCAUCGGUUCGAUCUGAUGGGAAUUGGAGUCCAAAAUAACUGCAGUACACCAUGUUGCCUGUAUUGAGUUUAGAGCUGGGCCUUAUAACUUUUCUAAAUGCUAUCUGUUGUAAACCUGAUACCUCUGGUGCUAUAUGGAGUAGGAACUUGGAACGUAAACAUCUUUGCCAUUUGGGAGAAAGAAUCACUGAUUUUGGGGUCAGGUACCAAUUUUCUUAACCCUUUUCCCGCAUUCAGACUCUAGUUGAACAUCCAUUAACAUAGGCAUAAGCCUUGUUAUAAGGAUGCACCUUUGACUAGGUGAAGAAGUCUGCUAUUAGCUCUUCAGAUACGUUGGUAAGACAGUACACUUACGUUAAUAUUUUUCCACCGUCCCAUCACUGUAGGGGUGAGCAGUAGAGGACCAUGGCAACAUGUUGGCUGUAUCCCCCUCUGGGAAUCCACAGGAGCACCAUGAAUAUUCCAGAAGCGAGAAAAGGCUUAAAUUUCAUGAGAUCAGAUAGGUUAGGAGAUGUCAGUGAUCUCAUUUGAAAUUUCAUGCAUUUUCAGGUGAGAAGAUUGGAGCCUUAGAAGAUGUGGAUGUGGGUGUGUAAGAAUCCUAAAAUUGCUUGAAAUUGGUACUCCCAAGAGGUUUUGGCCAUUUUAAAAAGGAUACUCUGCUUGAUUUUCGGGGUGUGCAUCCCAUUAUAGGUAGUCCUUGACUUACAACCAUUUGUUUAGUGACCAUUCAAAGUUAACAGCGGCACUGAGACAAGUGACUGAUGACCAUUUCUCACACUUACAACCAUUGCAGCAUCCUUAUAGUCACGUGA